GGGCUCUCUACCUCCUCUGCACUCUCUCAUUCAACCUCUGUAGUCAGCAGAACGAGAGGCUGAGGAGAGCAGCGCAGCAUCCACGGCUCCAGCAUCCUGCAGAGGACUCUGCUCCAUGGAGGAGAGGAGGAGGAGGAGUGACGGGGAGAGGAAGACAGAUCCACAGCUGAAAGGAGACCAAAAGAGGAGGAGAGGCUGCGAGGAGUAAGAGUGGGAAAUGAAAGGAAUUAAGGAAAGCUCGCUGCCUGUGUGAGGAGCACUGCAGCUGUACUAAAUCUGGGGCUGUCAGGCCAACCCUCAGCAAAGCAGUGAGUGAGAAAGAGGAGCAGAGUAAAAGCUUUCAGGAGCUGAUCUCACCACACUGAGAGAGAGCAAAUGGAAACUCACAGAGCCUCUGCGUCAGUGGAUCAAACUUCACACAGGAAAAGUGCCUUUGGAGCUCCAGUCUGAGUCUGCCUCAAGUAAACAGGAGAGUUAUUCUGCCAGUUCCUGCAAGGUGAAACCUCUCACAGCAACUCCGACUCUGCUGAGAACACUUCAGGUCUCUGCUCUCCUCUCUCCACGUCCCCCUCUGUCCUCCCUCCACCUGCCUGCUCCUGGUGAAUGUCUUCUUCUCUGCAUGCUCUCCCACUGCUCGGCAGUUGAACACACUCAUGGUCGAUGCCAAAGGAAGGAACAUGAAAUGUCUGACUUUCUUCUUAAUGCUUCCCGAGUCCGUGAAAAGCAAGUCGAGUAAGAACUCCAAGAAAGGGAAUGCCAGUGGGAGCUCCAAGCUGCCCCCCGUCUGUUAUGAGAUUAUCACUCUGAGGAGCAAGAAGAAGAAGAAGAUGGCAGCGGACAUUUUUCCCACCAAAAAGCCGGCGUCCACCACCACGGUGCAGCAGUACCAGCAGCAGAACCUCAACAACAACAACACCAUACAGAACUGCAACUGGCAAGGGCUCUACUCAACCAUCAGAGAGAGGUGAGCUCCGGACAUUUCUGCAACUUUUACAAACAUGCUCGUCAAUAAUAAAUGUGAUUUUUUUAUUCUUUAAUAUUCUGAAGAAAGGGAACUAGUCUUUGUGUGUAUUUCUGUGUGCGUGUGUGCGUGUGUGUGUGUGUGCGUGUGGGCGUGAGCAACAGUGGGUGUUCCCCCCCUGCCCUGCCCUCGAUCUGCUGGGGGUAUCUGUGUUUACAGCCUCUCCUGCUCCUGCAGACUCUGCCGCUCUGACAUAACAGAGGGCGGACAGGCAGCGGGUGCGUUUGAUUUGCACAACAGGCGGAGGCUGCUCCGCACUAAAAGCUAAAUAUUUACCUUGGCCUAUCAGCAAAAGACCCCAGCUGUCCGCGGCUAAACGGGCGCUUUCCGACCCGGCUUUGUUGUCUCUCCAGAACAUCAUGGGGCUGUUUACCCACGCCUGUGACAUGUUCCACUGCUCAAUAAUACAUGAACGCCGCUUUAUUGUCAGUCCCGGUCCUUCACAGCGGGGAUUUUCCAUUCAUUUCAUUGUUUAGUAUGCCUUUAUUUAUGCCGCUUGAGUUUGUAUUCAAAAAAUGAUCCGGGGUUCAGUGAGUUUUGUCACUUUGAAGGACUUGGUACUACUUUUUUGUGUCUAAUGUGGUUUCUGUCUGCUCGUAACUUUACCAAGUCUGUCUUAAUUGAAAUAAAAGAUGUCGGACAAAUACAGAUGCUUUCUGCAAACUCAACACUCUGCUUUUACUUUUUAAAGCUGCAAAAAGGAUUCAUAUCAAAAAUACUCCAAAACUUGCUUUUUUCCUCUUUUCUUCUACUACUGAAAUUGGCUACACGAGUCAUUUUCUCCUGCUUUUUUAUCCUUUCAUCUUUUCAGAAACUCGGUGAUGUUCAACAAUGAGCUGAUGGCAGAUGUUCACUUUGUGGUGGGUCAGCCUGGAAGGACCCAGCGGCUGCCAGGACACAGAGUAAGACUUUCAUCCAUCUCUAAAAGAAAGAAAACAUCGCAGCAGCAGGAGAGGGAAUCAUGUCCUGUGUUGUUGAUAUCGUAUCAUAUCAGAAUAGAAAUAAUAUUCCUCAUCAGCAGCUGGAGUGGGAGUGAAAUCCUUUGUGCUCCACUCUCACUUCCGCACCAUGUGUCUUUCCGAGACAGUCCUCAAUUAUUUAUGUAAAUGAGGCUGAAGGAUGGAGGCGCAGAGAGAGAGAGAGAAAGAAGGAGGACGGGAUCUCCUCCUCAGCAGUCAUCUCAAAGAAAGGAGCGUCUUUGUUUCUGCUUUGGCUCAGAUUUUCACAGACAGCUCUGCAAUCACUCAACUUUUAAUCAAACACAUCCAGCAGAGCGCGCUCACCACGACAGGACAGGGACUCUCACAUCCUAAAGACACUUUUCAGCUCAUUUACCCAACGAGCUUCUUAAUCUGUGAAAGACAGAGCUGUUAAUCUACCUCAGAAAAAAAGGUACGAGUAGAAUAAUCGGGCCUGUUUUUGUCGCAUGUGACCUGCAGAUAGACCCGACAGUCUUUGUUUAAUCCACCCUGUGACCUCGUGUUUUCCAAGAUGUUCACAUAAAUGAUUGAUUAAUGUUCAUAGCUGCCUCGCCCUCUCUAAAAGCACAUUAUGAUGUCUGCUCGGCCUGAAUAUUUGAGUUCAUUUCACAGGAAAGAGAAGACACAAUCAGACUCACAGGAGAACCACAGUGACGAGUUUCUGUUCCUCAGAGAUCAACUCUUGUCCUCCAUUUGCCCUUAAAUUAAACUAUAAUUAGCAAUUUAAUAAACACAUUUAGGGUUUAUUAGACAAUGUAACAUCUGGUUUGUUGUAGGUUUUCUUUGCACUUUACCUUUAUUGUGAAAAGAUUUAUGUGUAGGAGUUAAUUCAGUUCUAAUUGGUUAUUAUCAAAACUGAAGGAAACCAGCUGUCCAGAAUUAGAUCUGUAAUGCGGUGCAGAUUCAUCAUGUUUAACUCUGUUUCUGGUCUAUCUUGGAGAUGUUUUCAAAGAGGUUGAGGGGCUGAAUCCUACGUUUUCAAGAAUGUUUAUGUCUUUGCUGCUGUUUUAUUUUGAAGGCCUGUUUGCUAUGUUUGCAGCUAAGUUUGUUCAUAUAACUGAUAGUGAUGCAUCUCAAUGAUAGCUUCCACUUGCUGAUAAACAACAAACUUCAGAAAGUUGGGUUUGGACCAAGCAGCAACUACAAAGCCAAGAAAUGAAGCAAGUGCUAAAAACUGCAGUACCCUAAGUGUCCACAUGAGGCUGGCUCAGAAACUCAGUAAGGUCCCUUGACACCCGUCCAUUUCUCAGCUGUACAGAGAAUUCACAUUUCUUUUUAUAGAAAUUUAAGAACUUUGUUGGAAUUUGAGGGAAAUAAAUGUCAUAUUGAGCAACUUGAAUAUAAAAUAGGUUUGCCAAUUGAUCCAGCAGAGGAUGCUCUCAUCGUAACCUGACUAUUGAAUACCACUUUUGACUUAAGUAAGAUUUUCUACAAACACAGAAGAAGUGUGCUGCAACCAAAGCUGUUCUGAGCUGGAAAUCACAACACAGGAACAUCUGAGAAGUACCAUGUGAAAGUGUUUUGGGGUUUUAAACCACAGAUAGACGCAGAAAAGACAAAGAUUGGGCUGUUUGUUGAGUUGGGUCACUUGCCAACAACAGCAAAUCUGCAGACUCACCUGUGAGGCAGCAGAGGAAGCGCCACAGGGAAGCAUGCAAUGUCAGCAGAUAAUAUUUAAAGACGAGCUGCACUCGUUCUUGAUUGAGUUGUAGAUGAGUGUUUUGGCAAAUGAUAUCAAAAAGUUACUCGUCAGAUCGUUCAGAUUGACAAAUUUGCAGGAGUUUAUUGCUUUAAUGCAAACAGACCAAGAAGUUUUGAGGAUUUUAAGUUUUGAGUUUUGGGAGUUAGUCAGGGGUACAGGUGACUUUCCUGACAGGCUGUUAUCAAGGAGGCUAAAGACAUCUGCUCCACCUCUUUACCUCAUUGUAGACUUCAAACUCAUAAAUUUAGUUGAGUGAAGUCCACGUUUUGUACCGUCUGAUUGGCCCUUAAGGAGGUGGUGGUGGGUCUUUGUUGAGAACCAGUGAGCUGGAUAACUGAUCCGUUUGAGCAGUAGUUAAAGAAAACUGCAAAAAGCUCUUUUUCUUUUUAUCCAUGUGGUCAGAUGUUAAGUUGGUCUUUUAUAGCAGGGCUCAACUGCAUAAUGAUGAAACGGUUACAACAUUAAUUUUAAAUCUUAAAAGUGAUUCUGCAGGCGUGAAUUUUACUCUCCUGUCUGCUCCACAUGUGAACCGUCACGGGUCGUCUUUUUCAGACCGGAGGAGGGUGUUUUAUCUGCAGCUGGUAGAAAGUGGUAAUGAGGAGGACAUCCAGAAUGACUCGGCUGAGACAUUACGCCGAUGGGAUAUAAUGGCGUUCAGGCCUGCAAUCUUUAUUGUGUCCAUUUGGCAGCAAGUCAGAUAUGCGUUAUGAUUUAAUUCACAAAGUUAUAUCCCUGCAAGACGGAGGACGGCGCUUAAAGCGGUGAUUAAUGUGAACAUCUGUAAAAUACAAAGUGUCAAAAGGUGACGCUAAUCUUGUUCUAAUAUGCAGAUUUUAUGUACCCGUCAAUAAAUCCUCCUGAAGGAGCAGCUGACUUCCAGCUGACCUCUCAGCGUGAAAAAUGAAACAUGAAUUAAGGUUUUUAUGACGAAAAAUAAGAACUAAUUCGGUUUAUUUUAGAGCAGGCUCACCUCAACUUAUUUUGCAGAACGUCUGUUUGUCUUUUUCGGGGAAUUUCAUGCCACCCACUCGCCCACCUACACACACAAACACACAACCAAAACAGACGUGCACACACUGAGCGAAAACAUGAAUGUGCCAAAGUAUAAUUACAGAACGCCUGGUCUUGUACAGCGCACUAAUUACGGGAUAAAAAGAAGCAUUGUGUUGCAUCUGAUUUCAUCAUAAGUUCAGAAAGUCAUUAAUUUCAGCAAAUUAAACUUAUGCUGCACACUGUUCAGCAGUAUUGUUCAGAUUUUUCUUUGUUUUGGUGCUGAAGUCUUUCUCAUUAGAAACCCGCCUCCCUGUCCUCAGGGGUAAACAAGGCUCAUUAUGAAAGAAGUAUACAGGUUAGAUCUGGAGCGCCGUUCAAUAUCCACCAUGAGGAUUGUGUUUUUAAUGUAAAGAACAAAAGCUACAUGUGAGAUGAUUACAUCCAACACUCAUGUAAUCAUUCUCUCUCUUCAUGUUAUGUUGUUUCUGCUGAAAUCUUUCAUGAAUUAUGGCGUGUUGUUUUCUCCUCUCAUGACUUUUUUCCCUCCUUUUUUCUACAGUAUGUUUUGGCUGUCGGCAGCUCGGUGUUUCACGCCAUGUUUUAUGGCGAACUGGCCGAGAACAAAGACGAAAUCCAUAUCCCAGAUGUGGAACCGGCUGCAUUUCUAGCAAUGCUCAAGUAAGACUUUCUUCUCUGUCUCUGCUCGCACUAUCUUCAAAUACGAGGUUUCUACUUUACAGUCAUCAAAGUCACAUGGAAAAUGCAAAAAUGUCCCAGAAAAUCUAAUGCUGUUACUCAAACAUCCUCUCAACUCAUAUCAGGAGGCUAGAUCAUGUUUGGGAUAGUGAGAGUCUGAGAACACCCCAAAAUCACAUCACACAGCAGCACCUGAAGAGACCAAAACUCCACAUGCAAAUGUAAAAAUAUAUCUCAACUCUUACAUACAAGGGGACACAGGAGGAACGGCUGUAGGACAGAGUCGUUACCUGUUAAUGAAGCAUUUCUUCAGCCAUGUUUACAUGUUUGCAAAAUUGCUUGAUCCGAUAAAAAAUUUGAGGGAUCAGGAAAUCUGAAUCCAGUGUUUAUGUGAGCGCAAAGUCAAAUAAUCUGAUCAUGACGUGCGUACACAUGCACCAAGCUUUAUUCGGAUUAGAAGCAUUUGGACAUGCGCAGAGUUGUCUAAUUACACUUAAACAACUGCAGAAGAAGAAGAGUUGUACUAACGCCUGUGCUGUCAACAAACCAAAUAACACAGUCAUGGCUCACUCCAUCGAAUUAAGGAGUUUCCCCCUGUUAAAUCGUGUCACUAGAUGGCGCCCUUGCGUAUUUACCUUACUGUUCUGUCAAAGGUUGCUCUGUGCGUCCGGAUGUGACAUCAUUGCGCUGUAACGGAGGACGGGCACGGCACCUGUGGUUGUGUUUUAUGCCAGAGUGUUAGAAUGAAACCUCCUGUACUGACCUCGAUAAAUAAGCCAAAGGCUAAAGAGUAAAGACCGAGUCAGGUAAGAGAAUCACGAUCCGAAUAAGUGUUCACAUGGACGCGUUUUGGAAUAACGGUCGGCAUAAACCACCCUUCUUGAUCGGAAUACAAUUUCUUUCAGUUUGAGCCGAAUUGGAUCGUAAUCUCCCGAUCGACAUGUUUACAUGACACAUUUUUAUACCGAUCAGACGUUUAUUCCGAUUUUUUGUGCCCGUGUAAACGCAGCUUUUGGCGUUAUGCUAACAGAGUAUCCCCAGAUGUUCAAUCAUUUUCAAGUUACCCUUUCUGACACGUCUACUUUUUUUUACUGUGCUGCAUGUCACUAAAUGAUAGUACUCAUUGAUUUGUUCGCUUGUGUAUCCAAACACGAGUUUUCUGCCAUGUUUAUCAAUGAUUGAAUCCAGUCUGAGGAGUGACCCCUGAGUGGGUAGAGGGAGAAUCAAAUAUGACUAUAAUUGCCAGUUUUUGUUAGGUAUCCCAAUAAAUAGAGAAACUAUAGGGAUAACUCCAGUUAUUGACCGUUGUUCAUCUAUGCCGCCCAGAACUGAAACCCUGCAGAAACCAGCCCAGCAUGGUGCAAAACCAAUCCAACAGAAGAGUCAGACUGCAUACUACCUUCAAAGAGAGCAUACAUUAAAUACUGUGUCUGUGAUCCUAAUGGGAUUAUUUACAGACGUCUUUCAUGCACAGCUGCAGUGAAAGGACAAGACAGAUGCAUCACUCAGUUACCAGUUCCUCAUUAUUCAUUAGCAUGUCAGAAUUCAUGGUUUGAGCCUGAGGCGGCACAUAUUUAAAUCAGGCUUACACAUUCCUGUCAUACCAGGUAAACCGUCUCUGGAAAAGUCCUCGAAAUGAUCCUCAGACAAAACAAAGAGAGCUCUGCAUUGACCCUGAUCCGUGAUCUUACCUUUUCUAAACAAAUGUCAUGUUUAUGGACAAAAGUGGGACGUCAAACUGACGGUGGAAAAGAGCAAUGAGUUGUGAAGUGAGUCUAUUGGAUCUGCUCGUCUCUUACCCAGCCAGAUAGAUGAAAAAUAAAGUGAUCCUCCCCUCCGUCUCGGAGAUCAAAUCCAUAUCUGCCUGUUUUCAUUUCAUUCAUACCGUUUUGUUUUGUGUGAUUCCUGCUGAAUAGCUCAAUACUGUUAUUUAGCUACUGUCUCCUUGCUGAUCCGGCGUCACCUUUAAUUCUCGGUUUAUUGUCAGCAUCAGCAGAACUGUGAUUUCACUUUUUUAUAACCUUAGCUCAUUGUUUAAUGACCUAAUCUUCAACAGACGCUGGAAUUAUUUUGCAGAUGAAACGGGAAUCAGACAUUUUUCAAUACAAGCAUCCUCUCUUCUUCCACAGGUACAUUUACUGCGAUGAGAUCGACCUGAGUGCUGACACUGUGUUAGCCACUCUUUAUGCUGCCAAGAAGUACAUUGUCCCUCACCUGGCACGUGCCUGCGUUAACUUCCUGGAGACGAGCCUGAGCGCCAAAAACGCCUGUGUGUUACUCUCCCAGAGCUGUCUGUUUGAGGAGCCCGAGCUGACGCAGCGCUGCUGGGAGGUGAUUGAUGCCCAGGCCGAGCUGGCGUUACGCUCCGAGGGAUUCUGCGACAUCGACUCUCAGACUCUGGAGAGUAUCCUGCAGCGGGAGACACUCAAUGCUAAAGAGAUAGUGGUGUUUGAGGCGGCGCUCAGCUGGGCCGAGGCCGAGUGCCAGAGACAGGAGCUCACCUUGUCCACUGAUAACAAGCGCAAGGUUUUGGGCCAGGCCAUGUACCUGAUUCGUAUCCCGACAAUGGCGCUGGAUGAUUUUGCCAACGGGGCAGCCCAGUCGGGUGUGUUGACACUCACUGAGACCAAUGACAUCUUCCUGUGGUACACAGCGGCCAAGAAGCCUGAGCUGCAGUUUGCGAGCCAGCCCAGAAAAGGCCUAACGCCCCAGCGCUGCCACAGAUUCCAGUCCUGUGCCUACCGGAGCAAUCAGUGGCGCUACAGAGGCCGCUGUGACAGUAUUCAGUUUGCGGUGGAUAAAAGGGUUUUCAUUGCUGGGUUUGGACUUUACGGAUCGAGCUGUGGCUCAGCAGAGUACAGCGCAAAGAUCGAAUUGAAACGACAAGGAGUCCUGCUGGGACAAAACCUCAACAAGUACUUCUCUGAUGGUUCCAGCAAUACCUUUCCAGUCUGGUUCGAGUACCCGGUGCAGAUCGAGCCCGAUACCUUCUACACAGCCAGCGUGGUGCUGGACGGGAACGAGCUGAGCUAUUUUGGACAGGAAGGGAUGACAGAGGUGCAGUGUGGGAAAGUGACCUUUCAGUUUCAGUGCUCCUCUGACAGCACUAACGGAACAGGGGUGCAGGGGGGACAGAUUCCUGAGCUCAUCUUUUACGCUUGACACCUCCUGUGCCAGCUGUAGACUGGUUUCAGUGCACUUAUGGAAAAUAGAAAAGUAUCACUCUGUGCAAAGUGUCACUUCUUUAAUUUAUUUUUGUCACUGUUAAAGAAUCUGAUGUCAGGCCUGUGAGGAGGUCUUGUCGGGCUUUACUGUUGGGAACUGGUCCACUUCAGAGAGGGACCACAUACAGUCCUCGAAGAUGAGAGAUAUCUGGCACAAGGUGUGCGUGUAAAUAUGAACAUAUGUAAAUUCUGAAAUGUCUAUGAUGCCACAAAUGUGGUGAAAGCUGGCCACAAAAAAUCUUAUAUAAUGAAUAUGCUACGAUAUGUUUAUUAUUUCUAUGCUUGCAUAGAAUGCACAUAUAUAGCAGCAAUACUUCACAUUCUGUAUGAAACAACAACGAGCAUUUCAUAUCAUGACUCAGUCUGGGCCAUUAAAGCAUUUCACAGAUCUAGAACUGCAAAGGAUUCACUCCGUUUUACACAUCAGAAUAAUCUUCUCUGAAGAAGAAGAGACAGUGAAAUAACAGACUGACCCUCUCUGCAGCAUCACUCUUAGUAUAUCUGGAGGAGUUUUCAGGCUCUAUCUGAUGUAGUUUGCUCACUAGCUGAGUGUUAGGAGGAGUAACUACUCGGGCUGUCACAGUAUAUUAGUAUUGACCUUAACAGUAUUCAAGAAAUAUGAAUUCUGGCUUACAUACUGAGACAUUAUGAAUUAAAGUAGGGGGCGCUAGCAGCUUUUCCUGCUGGCUAACAUGAACCAUAAACCAGAGGGACGUAGAAGAAGAAGAAGGAGAAGAAGCAGGAGUUGGCUAGCUAUGGCAGCUCUUUGAAAGAUGGAAAGAUGAAUUAAAAGGUCAAAUAUGACCACGCGUUAUGAUGAGGUGGUAAUUAACCAUGUGAAAUACGACGUGGAGAUCUCCAGGAGUAUUGAUCCAUUUCAGUGUAUUAUUAAUUAACAAAACGUAUUGCAGAAAACAUGUCAAACUCUCUAUUUACAUCCUAUUUACAGAGGACUCUACACCCACUCAGAGUGAGGUUAAAGUUAUAACUUGUAUUAAUGUUGGAACUAUCGAUCUAGGCUAAGUUUGAACUUAUGCACAGCUGGUAAUACUCAGUGCAUAUCCAUAGUCUACUAUCUAUAAAGCAUGCAUUGUUCUAUUGAAUAAACUUUGUUGCUUAGAUACGAGGAGGAAGUGCAAAGAAUAAGGCCAAGAAUCGAACCAGGAUUGCCCGUGUGACGUUUCACCUCCAUAUUUAGAGGACAAGGCCAGGGAUGUCCCAAAAACCACAGGAGUUAUACCAACCUAAAAGAAAGACGUUUAAAAUUUCAAAAUAAAAGCAUAAGAAACAAUCUUUUUAAUGGCUAAGUUUGAACGUCACCAUCACCACGACAACCAUAAGGUGAACUUAUGAUACUGUGAUAGCCCUGGCAGUUGCUGUAGAGGGUGAAUGAUACUCAGUAUCUCCAUGUAGGCAUUUGUAUCUGAAUGGUUUCAAUAGAAAAUGCAGUUAUUUUUGGAUACUCUGACUCCAGUAGCUGAGCACUUAGAGAGGACUCAGAGGGUCUUAUAGUUUAGGGAGCACUAGAUUUAAGGAGACACAUUACCCUCGACGGUAUCUCUGUAGCAUGUUGCUCUGCACACUCAUCUCAGUCACUUCAGCGAGGUUUCAUUUCGAUCAGCGAGUUUCCUGGUUUUCUGUCUGCAGUGCAGUGCUUACUUACAGCAUGGGCGGUUCAUUCAUCGUGUUCUGCUAAUUGUUCUGGCGCCUCAGUUUUGUUUACAGCAAAAGAUCAAUGAUUGAUUCGGUGUUUGAAGCUGUUUAUCUUAUGGACUUUUAUUCUCUUUGUUCAAACCCUGUACACUCUGAACUGCUGAGCACUCCCUCCCAAUGUGACCAUACAGUACGAGUAUUUGCAGAGUAUACUGUAUAUGCUACAGACAUGCACUGAUGUUGGUUCGUAAUUGAGUUUGUUUUUAUUAUUGAAGCAGGUUUAUUUUGUUUGUUUUUUUUUGUUUUUACUGUGCUACUGAAUAUUUUCUCCGGUGUCUCCGGAUAAACAUCCACGGGCUUGUUUGCUGAUGACAGUGGAUGGGCAAACUGGUGUUCGUGUCCUGUGUUUACGUGCUACAGUGCUGGGAGACCAACGAAUGUGUAUGAUUGUUGAUGACGCAAAUAAACAAAACAAGUGGUACAUGUUGGUUUUGCCUCCCGUCUGUGAAGAGUCAGAACGCCGCCGCACACUCCGUCUGAGUUUGUGGGAUGGGGACAGAUGAUGCCCUCUAGCAAAGCAGUGAUUUAUAGUAACUUGAAGAGCUGUCUGGUGAUUGAUGAUCCCCGUCUUCACGCCACUUAUACGCCGAGCUUUUUGCCUGUCAAGCUCCAACUCUAUCCACGCUGCACAACAUAUGAC
Messenger RNA from Xyrichtys novacula (pearly razorfish), 10969 nucleotides. The record is from the annotation of a GenBank genome assembly. NCBI's taxonomy places the organism in Eukaryota, Metazoa, Chordata, Actinopteri, Labriformes, Labridae.